AGGGCGGCAGGGUAGAUGAUGCAUAUUGAAGCUGCAGAUGUGGAUAUCCUGUCUGCACUGAACAUCAGCCCUACGGCUGGGCUAUGUGAGAUGCGGGUUGUUCACUUUCUAGUGGAGCAUUUAUUAGCAUUUGUCGCCUAAACAUACCCCGCCGGCAUAUCAUCGACCAUCGACAUCGACAUGUCAACCACAACCACAGCCACAGCCACAGACAUCCCAUCCCACCCAGCAAUCGGUGUCAUCCCGCAACUGCAUCUCCUGAAACAACACCAAGAAUCUCUUAGAGACUCUACUCUCGAGACUACAGUAUUCUGGACCUCACCUCACCCACUCCGAAAAUCACCGCCGCAUCGGCGAUUGGACCCCAAAACCCACCUGAACAACUGCCUCGCCAUCUCCCACCACAGCCACCACCACAACCCAAGACAUCCAUCCAUCGCAUAUACCUCUCCCUCGCCCUCAUCAAGCCUUCUGCGUUUGUGCGUACGACCUCGCCCUCACCGCCACCAAUGUCCCUCACCACCAUCGCCAUCGACCACCUGCCCCCAGGCCACGACGUUCACAUCGCCCUCUUCCACUCCAUCACCAACGCCGCUUUCCUGCACGCACAGCUGCUCGCCAGCAACACCGACUUCGAAUAUGCCCUCGUCGAUGCUGGCGUCAUCGUGUCGAAGGUGCAGAUCCUCGCUGCCGCAUUCAGGGCGAUAAACGAUAAUCUCGAAGGCCGACUGCGGACGCGGAACGUGCAUUCUGAGAUGGUCUUCUGUCUCAGCCCCAAUAACAACAUCGCAGAAUCCUUCCGCCGCUUCGGCGUCUCCCCCACCACCACCUCCCUAAUAGCCAUCAAAACCACCACCCCCUCCUCCCCAUCCUCCCUCACCCCCGCAUCGAUACAAGCGCACCUCGCCUCCGCCGUGGAGGGCAAGCAGGUCCCCUUCAGCGAUGAGGAGCUCGGCAUGGUGACGGACUGGGCGAGGGUGAGGAAGGUGUAUAAGCUCCCGCUUGUGGGACAGCAGGGGAAGAAGAAGGGGAUGGGGGAGGAGGAGAAGAGGGAGGAGGAGGAGAGGGAGAGGAGGGAGGUGGGGGUUCAGGUUUUGGGGGCUAUGGCGUUGAGGGGUGCGUCGUAG
Molecule: messenger RNA, 1127 nt
Organism: Pseudogymnoascus destructans
Lineage: Eukaryota; Fungi; Ascomycota; Leotiomycetes; Thelebolales; Thelebolaceae
Exons: 3
Coding region: 510-1127 (205 amino acids)
Biological process (GO): tRNA threonylcarbamoyladenosine modification; telomere maintenance via recombination
Cellular component (GO): cytosol; EKC/KEOPS complex; nucleus
Source: RefSeq, a predicted model, not a curated record